Leptonychotes weddellii (Weddell seal) is the source of this 7859-nucleotide messenger RNA. The record is from RefSeq and is a predicted model, not a curated record. NCBI's taxonomy places the organism in Eukaryota, Metazoa, Chordata, Mammalia, Carnivora, Phocidae.
UUACAGGUAUAAGUAUCUUCCUUCAAUAGAUGAUAAUGAAAAUACAAAAGAAAGAGAAGCAGUUGUCAAAUUUAAAAGUUCUGAAUCACUCCCCAAUGUCUGAUGCCUCUGUCAAUUUUGACUACAAAUCCCCCUCCCCGUUUGACCACAGCACUGAUCAGGAAGAGAAAAUUGAAGAUGUUGCCAGUCACUGUCUGCCUCAGGAGGCCCUGUAUGCUGCUGAGGAGGAAGCUGAGACCCUUUUUCCUAGGAAAAUGACAUCCCACAAUGGAAUGGAGGACAGUGGAGGGGGAGGCACUGGAGUAAAGAAGAAAAGGAAGAAAAAGGAUCCAGGGGAGCAAGAGGGUACAGCAAAGGGAAGCAAGGACAGGGAGCCCAAGCCAAAGAGGAAGCGAGAACCUAGAGAGCCAAAGGAACCCCGGAAGGCCAAGGAGCCCAAGAGGGCCAAGGAGCCCAAGGAGCCUAAGCAGAAGGAUGGAGCCAAGAAAGCGCGGAAGCCUCGGGAGGCCUCGGGUACCAAAGAGGCCAAAGAGAAGAGGAGCAGCGCCGACUCUGUAGCCAGGACGAAGUCCAAGAAGGCCAGAUUGGCUCAAGUACAUGUUUUGAUGAGAGUAGUUACUGAUCAGACCUGGAUAUUGGUAGUUGCAGAUCAUUCACUGAGCACUUGGAUUAUCGAGCCUCCAGAAGAUGACGCAAACAUCAUUGAGAAGAUCCUGGCGUCUAAGACCGUCCAGGAGGUUCACCCAGGAGAACCCCCAUUCGACUUGGAGCUAUUCUACGUUAAGUAUAGAAAUUUUUCCUACUUACAUUGUAAAUGGGCCACAAUGGAAGAGCUGGAAAAGGAUCCUCGCAUCGCACAGAAGAUCAAGCGAUUUAGGAAUAAACAAGCCCAGAUGAAGCACAUUUUUACUGAGCCUGAUGAAGAUUUGUUCAACCCGGACUAUGUAGAAGUUGAUCGAGUCCUGGAGGUGGCCCACACCAAAGAUGCAGAAACAGGAGAGGAAGUGACGCAUUACCUGGUGAAGUGGUGCUCGCUGCCUUAUGAAGAAAGCACGUGGGAGCUAGAGGAAGACGUAGAUCCUGCAAAAGUUAAAGAAUUUGAGUCUCUUCAGAUUCUCCCUGAAAUUAAGCAUGUGGAGAGGCCUGCUUCAGACUCCUGGCAGAAACUGGAGAAGUCUCGAGAGUAUAAGAACAGUAACCAGCUCCGGGAGUACCAGCUAGAGGGGAUGAACUGGCUUCUUUUUAACUGGUAUAACAGAAAAAACUGUAUUUUGGCUGAUGAGAUGGGCCUCGGGAAAACCAUCCAGUCCAUCACAUUUCUCUCUGAGAUAUUCCUCCGGGGAAUCCACGGCCCAUUCCUCAUCAUCGCCCCACUCUCCACCAUCACGAACUGGGAGCGGGAGUUCCGGACGUGGACAGAGAUGAAUGCCAUUGUGUACCAUGGCAGCCAGAUCAGCAGGCAGAUGAUCCAGCAGUAUGAGAUGGUGUACAGAGACGCACAGGGAAACCCCCUUUCAGGAGUCUUCAAGUUCCAUGUUGUCAUCACAACGUUUGAGAUGAUACUGGCAGACUGCCCAGAGCUGAAAAAGAUUCACUGGAGCUGUGUGAUAAUUGACGAAGCCCACAGAUUGAAGAACAGGAACUGCAAACUUCUGGAGGGUCUAAAGCUCAUGGCCCUGGAACACAAAGUGCUGCUCACUGGGACACCCUUGCAGAACUCUGUGGAGGAGCUCUUCAGCUUGCUGAAUUUUCUGGAGCCAUCACAGUUUCCUUCAGAGACUGCUUUCUUGGAGGAAUUUGGAGAUCUGAAAACAGAGGAACAGGUGAAGAAACUGCAAUCUAUCCUAAAACCCAUGAUGCUUCGGCGGCUGAAAGAUGAUGUGGAAAAGAACCUUGCUCCCAAACAAGAGACGAUCAUUGAAGUAGAGCUGACCAAUAUCCAGAAAAAGUACUACCGUGCUAUCCUGGAGAAGAACUUUUCCUUCCUGACCAAGGGGGCAAAUCAGCACAACAUGCCCAAUCUCAUCAACACCAUGAUGGAGCUGAGAAAGUGCUGUAACCAUCCCUACCUGAUCAAUGGGGCAGAGGAGAAAAUUCUGGAAGAUUUCCGGAAAACCCACAGCCCUGAUGCCCCCGACUUUCAGCUGCAGGCCAUGAUUCAAGCAGCAGGGAAGCUGGUGCUGAUUGAUAAACUGCUCCCUAAGCUGAUUGCAGGUGGUCACAAAGUACUCAUCUUCUCCCAGAUGGUGCGCUGUCUGGAUAUCCUGGAAGAUUAUCUCAUCCAGAGAAGGUAUUACCUGUUCCCACUAUGGACGAUGAGCAUUUGCUUCUGUUCGGUUGCUGUGAAGAUGGCGAGUUUUAUUUGGAGGCAGGAGAGCUUAGUGAUCGACCGGCCUCGAGUGAGAAAGCAGACCAAACACUACAAUUCCUUUGAGGAGGAUGAGCUCAUGGAGUUCUCCGAGCUAGACAGUGACUCAGAUGAAAGGCCCACGAGGUCCAGACGCCUCAAUGACAAAACCAGGCGCUACCUCCGAGCUGAGUGCUUCCGGGUGGAGAAGAACCUGCUCAUCUUUGGCUGGGGCCGGUGGAAGGACAUCCUGACUCAUGGGCGAUUCAAGUGGCAUCUGAAUGAGAAGGACAUGGAGAUGAUUUGCCGGGCCCUGCUGGUAUACUGUGUCAAGCAUUACAAGGGGGAUGAGAAGAUCAAGAGUUUCAUUUGGGAAUUGAUCACACCUACCAAAGAUGGGCAGGCCCAGACCCUCCAGAACCACUCAGGGUUGUCUGCUCCAGUCCCCAGAGGGAGGAAGGGGAAGAAGACAAAGAACCAGCUGCUGCUCCCAGAGUUAAAGAAUGCAGACUGGCUGGCCACCUGCAACCCCGAGGUAGUCCUCCAUGAUGACGGCUAUAAGAAACACCUCAAACAGCACUGCAAUAAGGUACUUUUGCGAGUCCGGAUGCUGUACUACCUAAAAGCUGAAAUACUGGGAGAGGCAGCUGAGAAAGCGUUUGAAGGAACCCCUGCCAGGGAACUAGAAGUGCCUCUGCCUGACAUUGACUACGUGGAGAUCCCAGUGGAUUGGUGGGACGCUGAGGCCGAUAAGUCCCUUCUGAUAGGCGUGUUCAAACAUGGGUAUGAGAGGUACAAUGCCAUGCGAGCAGACCCAGCACUUUGCUUCCUGGAGAAAGUUGGGAUGCCAGAUGAGAAGUCCCUUUCUGCAGAACAGGGUGUUACGGAUGGGACCCCAGACAUUCCUGACAGAGGCAACAUGGAUAAAGAAGACAACACUGAAGACAAGUUAGAUGGCCUGCAGAAGCAAAUGCAGUCCUUGGUGUGGAUGUCCGGGUUUAUUUUACCAUUCAUCCACGUGCAGGAUACGUUUAAUUGCCAUUACCCAGGGAAAUAUUCUGAAGAGGAGAGCAAAAGCUCGACAUCAGGCAUUGCAGGAGACCUUGGGGAUGACCUGCAGGAGGCUCGGGCUCCCACCAUUGCUCAGCUGCUCCAGGAGAAGACCCUCUUUUCCUUCUCCGAGUGGCCAAAGGAUCGCGUGAUAAUCAACCGCCUGGAUAAUAUCUGCCACGUGGUGUUAAAGGGGAAGUGGCCGUCUGGCCCACAGUACGAGCCCUCGGGCACCCUGCCCCCGCCAGUGUUAAGCAGCAGUACUGGUUCUCGGGGGAGCCUCUCGGAGCCAGAAGCGACCGAACUCGGCUUCAGCGGGGGUGCAGCAUUGGUGGCCCCGAUCCAGAAGGAGACCUUCCUGGCUCCAGUAUUCACAAAGGAUGACCAGAAGCACAGACGUCCCUACGAGUUUGAGGUGGAGAGGGAUGCAAAGGCCCGGAGCCUGGAACAGUUCUCUGCUACCCACGGGCACCCCCCCAUCGUCCUCAAUGGCUGGCACGGGGAAUCCGCAAUAGAUCUCUCCUGCACGUCAGAGGGGUCCCCGGGAGCCACGUCUCCUUUCCCAGUGAGCGCCAGCACCCCUAAGAUCGGGGCUAUCGGUUCACUUCAAGGAGCUCUUGGCAUGGACUUGUCUGGGAUUCUGCAAGCUGGCCUGAUCCAUCCAGUGACGGGACAGAUUGUCAAUGGAAGCCUCAGAAGAGAUGACGCUGCCACAAGGAGGCGGAGGGGGAGACGGAAACAUGUUGAAGGAGGGAUGGACCUCAUCUUUUUGAAGGAGCAGACACUUCAGGCAGGAAUCUUGGAAGUCCAUGAAGACCCAGGGCAGGCCCGCCCGAACACCUCACACCCUGAAGGGCCAGUGGCUGCCACUUCGGCCCCCGAGCCAGCCCCAGCAGCCGGCAGCCAGGCGGAGAAAGCCAUUCCCAGCAAGAGUCUGCUUGACUGGCUGAGGCAGCAGGCCGACUACUCCUUAGAGGUUCCCAGUUUUGGAGCAAAUUUUUCAGACAAACCAAAGCAGAGGAGGCCACGCUGUAAGGAACCUGGAAAAUUAGACGUCAACUCCCUGAGUGGGGAAGAGAGGGUUCCCGCUGUCGCCAAGGAGCCAGGACUAAGGGGGUUUCUCCCAGAAAACAAGUUCAAUCACACCCUGGCCGAGCCUGUUCUUCGAGAUGCGGGCCCCCGCAGAAGGGGGCGGCGGCCUCGGAGCGAGCUCCUGAAAGCUCCUGCCCUCGCGGCGGACUCUCCCUCGGGGAUGGGGCCAUUGUUCAUGAAUGGACUGAUCGCUGGGAUGGACCUGGUAGGGCUCCAGAACAUGAGAAACAUGCCAGGCAUCCCCCUCACGGGCCUGGUGGGGCUGCCGGCGGGCUUUGCUGCCGUGCCCGCAGGGGAAGAGUCCAGAAGCACCCUGAGCAUGCUGCCCAUGGUGCUGCCAGGAAUGGCUGCGGUGCCCCAGAUGUUUGGCCUCGGGGGCCUCCUCAACGCGCCCAUGGCGACCGCCUGCACCUCCACCGCUCCAGCGCCUCUGUCAAGCACAACAAAAAGUGGUCCAUCGGCGCCCGAAAAGACUGUAGAGGACAAGCCAAGUAGCCAUGAUGUAAAGUCGGACACAUUGGCUGAAGACAAGCCUGGUCCUGGUCCAUUUUCUGAUCAGUCCGAACCUGCAAUAACCACCAGUAGUCCUGUGGCUUUUAACCCAUUUCUCAUCCCAGGAGUGUCUCCUGGACUCAUUUACCCAUCCAUGUUUCUCUCCCCUGGCAUGGGCAUGGCUCUGCCCGCAGUGCAGCAGGCCAGACACUCGGAAGUUACAGGUCUGGAGAGCCAGAAGAGGAAGAAGAAGAAAACAAAAGGGGACAGCCUGAACCCCAACCCCGAGCCCGCUCCCAGGUCCGAAAAGGAGCCAGGCAGCGAUCAGAACUGCCCCGAAUCCAGGACCCCCGGGCCCCUAGACAGAGAACAUGCAGCCCAGGCCAGGGAAGGGGGCCUCAAAGACUCUAACAGUGACACCAAUUAGAACUUUUUCAUUUAAGAAAUGAUUGUGACUUGUAAGUUUCUUAUCCCAUAAAGGUUUGUUACUUCCUCACUUCACCUUCAUAAGAACCUGUGUUUCCAUAAGUAAUAUUACCUACCUAAUUUUCUGAGAACUGUGGUCACAGAUGUUAAUAGUCGCAGGGUCUUGCCACUUUGUUAGCUGAGUGUCGUCGACCCAGUGUAGGAGGCACCAAAUGCUCAUUCUGUUACCCAGUGGUUCAUUCCAGCAGCCGUAGCUGAUACAGCACUUGGUGACAUGCCCCGCCCCCACUUCUCCAAGUUUCCCCCUUAUUUGAGGAGGGACAAUGGCAAAAGAAAGCUGUCUAGGGAUUUACCAUUAAAGGGCCGAAGAACAGAGACCAUGAGGAGCUCUUUUUUUCCAUGAGCUGUGUUGAAUGGGAAGCAUGUAAUGGGGAAACCAAAAAGCACAGAAAAAGGAAGUGCUGGUGCAUAUUUUUUAGUUCAAAUAUUUCCCUAUUUUAUCAUGAUGACUAAAUGAAUAGUAUAGACAGAAGUAUAUAACUAAUGGUUGAAAAUGCAUAUAUAUUCAUUUCUUUAUAAAACAAAACCUUACUGGUAGUAACAGGACAUCCCCCCUCAUGGUUUUUCAGACACGUGCAGCAAGAAGAAAUACUGACUAGGCAUUAUUUUAUACAUGUGUGUGCUCUCUCCCCCAAGUUAAAGGAUCACUCUCAGUAUGAAAAAGCUUUACACACCCGGAUUUCCUGCCGGCAGUGGGGGCGGGCGAGGGGCUCGCCCUCCAUGGGGCCGCACGCUGCUCAUAAGCACACGGCUGCCAUCUGCUCACCUCGUUCUCAAGAAUCUCUCCGGCCGCUACCAGGGCCCUAACGGGUUUUUACCUUGUGCUUCCCUUCACCAAGAAUAAGGCUCUUUCUGGAGCCUGGGAGAGUCUCGUCACUCAACACUUUUACACCUUGCUAGUCCCUUCGUCAGAAUUAUUUGAGGUUGUCAGAACAUGUGUGCGCCACCUUUUAUAAAACGACUGUGAACGUUUGUUUCUCCUCUCCGUUUUUUUCUCUCUUCGGUUUCCAUUUUGCAGUUGGACCCAGAUUCCAAAUCACGUUAGCCGAGACGGUUGCAAGUUAACAUCAUUUUCCCUUCUUCCUCACUCGGGAAGCCCCUGCCUGAGGGGCCCUCAUCCCACUUUCUGUCCCUUCCCACUUGUGUUCCAUCCCUCCAGAGGGUCUUAUUCUUUAUCGACAGUUCACACUCUGAGACUUGAAUUAAGUUCAUGGUUCAGGACUCUGGGGGCACAGGGCUGUGCAGGACCGUUGGAAAUGUUGGAAGUGUUACUAGUACCAGUUUCACUUUGUAUUGUCACAAUUUACUGUAUUUUUUACUUUUUCUGUUACAGUUUUGCUAAUUUAUCAGAAGGUCCAAAAGUUUGACAUAACUAUUUCAGUUUGCAUUAUUUAUUUAUGAUGCUUUUGUCAUUGUCUUUUAUACAUUUGGGAUUAUAAAUUAUGUAAAUGUUAAAAUGAGCAUCUCAAGGAAGUCUGUUAAAUUGUGACCAGAAAAAAAAAAAAAAAUCAGUCCAGAUGUAUUUUCAAACAGUGGAGUCCUGGCGUUAUGAAUCAGAGAUAAAAAUCAGAAAUUCUGUAACUGAUCGUAUUAGUAUGAAGAAAGAAUCCAGUGAUUGAGCAAAUCCUAUUUAAUGACAUCUUUGUAGCAUAGAUGGUCUAUAAUGCUGACAACAGAUUUCUUAGAAAUGCUGCUCUCUAUUUAACUAACAUUUUGUUCAGUUUUGCCUCCAGUGGAAGCAGAAAGGGUUUUUUCAGCUGUUAAAUCCUAAAAAUCAAUAUAAUUUAUUUAUGUAAAAAAAAAAAUCACUCAAUCGAUAUAUUUUUGAACCUUUUAAGUACUAAUUUUCUUUUUAUCAAGUAGAAAAAAAUGUAUUUGCCCUAAAUCCUUAAAAUACAAAUGCUAUAAAAAUUCAUGUAUCUUGAAAGCCUUACUGCAAAUGAGUAUUAUAGACAUCCAGCAGAGUCUGGGUUUCCCUUUGUUGUCGUCGUCGUUGUUUUGUAUGGAAAAGCUGCUUUCCCCAGGUUCCACUUAGAACCUCCAGUAGGUCACAGGGUUCAAUAUGGAUUUGAUUUAAAAACCCACCAGCAUGCUAAAUCCCUUGUUAUAUCUUACCGAACCUGUAUGUUAACUCUCUGGGUGUUUAGGCUUAUAUUUGACUGCUAUUGUGUCCCUGUUUGCAAAAUGAAAAUGACACUCUGUGGAUUAUUUGCUCUGUAAGGCAUAAGUGCUUCUUAUGAUUAUUUUGACGUUUCCAAGAGCAAAAGCCAAAUUUAAACUCUCUUCAGCAAACUUGAGCCUUUUCAUCUAAAUUCCAUGUCACUCACAGCCAUAACUUUCCUUGGUCAUUCUUCACCCCGUGUCUCACAUAAUAAAUUGUCUGUGGUCUUGA